This is a messenger RNA of Clarias gariepinus (North African catfish), 6577 nucleotides long. RefSeq names its product inositol polyphosphate-5-phosphatase F (gene inpp5f). Gene Ontology annotation, molecular function: phosphatidylinositol-4-phosphate phosphatase activity. The record is from RefSeq and is a predicted model, not a curated record. Gene Ontology annotation, cellular component: clathrin-coated endocytic vesicle; early endosome. Lineage: Eukaryota; Metazoa; Chordata; Actinopteri; Siluriformes; Clariidae. The transcript has 21 exons. The coding region runs from base 255 to 3638 and encodes 1127 amino acids. Gene Ontology annotation, biological process: phosphatidylinositol dephosphorylation; regulation of endocytic recycling.
UAUCACAGCGCAGGUCAGGCACGACUAGACGUAUCUCCUGCCUGACUAGUAUUGCAAAAAUGUCUUCGUUGGUAUCAGAUGGGAAACAGGUUAAUAGCUAGGACCACGGCAGGUUAGGUUAGCUUGCAGGCUAACUGCCUGAGCUGUUUGCGUUGAUGAGUGAGUGCUCUCCGGCGUCUCGGAGCAGAGCUGUACACUGUUCACUAGCUGCAUGUGGUGCUGCUCGUGUUUUUAUUUCUUGACUUGACAUCGACAUGGAACUGUUUCAGGCGAAAGACCAUUAUAUUCUCCAAAGUGGAGACAACGCUCUGUGGUGCAGCAGGAAGGACGGCUCGCUGUCCGUCAGAGCCGCAACUGACCUGCUACUAGCUUGGAAUCCAGUAUGCUUGGGACUGGUGGAGGGUGUUAUUGGCAAAAUUCAACUUCAUGCUGACUUUCCUCUGGGCCUGAUUUUGAUUCGCCAAAAAGCACUCGUUGGCUUGCUGCCAGGAGAAAACAAGGUGUACAAGAUCACAAAAAUAACUGUUAUCCCACUCUCAGAAGAUGAACCACAGGAUCUGGAAUUAGAGCUUUGUAAGAAGCACCACUUUGGGAUCAACAAACCAGAGAAAAUUACCCAGUCUCCAGAUGACUCUAAGUUCCUGCUAAAAACUCUGAGUCAAAUCAAGUCCAAUGUUGGGGUUCCCAUUAAGAAAAAGGUCAAAGAGAACAAAGAAAAAGAGCGCCUAGAGAAGAGACUACUUGAUGAGCUCUAUAAGAUAUUCAUGGACUCUGAUUCCUUUUACUACAGCCCCACUUAUGAUCUUACAAAUACAGUACAGAGACAAGGAGCCUCAGAAAAGUCUGAUCUGCCCGUAUGGAAACGGGUAGAUGACAGAUUCUUCUGGAAUAAACAUAUGAUACAAGACCUAAUUGACCUACAGGCUCCUGAGGUGGACUUUUGGGUGAUACCUAUAAUCCAAGGCUUUGUGCAAGUGGAGGAGCUGGUGGUGAACUAUAACGAGAGCCCAGAUGAGGAAAAAAGCAGCCCAGAGACACCACUUCAGGAGCAGCACACCUGUGUAGAUGACAUUCACCCACGCUUUACUGUGGCUCUCAUUUCCAGACGCAGCCGUCACCGUGCUGGCAUGCGCUACAAACGGAGGGGAGUGGACACUGAUGGACACGUGGCCAACUAUGUGGAAACAGAGCAGCUAAUCCAUGUGCAUAAUCACACGCUGUCAUUCGUGCAGACACGUGGAUCUGUGCCUGUGUUUUGGAGCCAAGUUGGGUAUCGAUACAAUCCCAGACCACGUCUUGAAAAAGGAGAGAAAGAAACCGCUCCCUAUUUUUCCUUGCACUUUAAGGAGCAACUUAAAAUUUAUCAGAAACAGGUCAUAAUUAAUCUGGUGGACCAAAAUGGGCGUGAGAAGUUGAUUGGUGAUGCGUACCUUAAACAGGUGCUGCUCUUCAACAAUCCCAACCUAACCUAUAUCUCGUUUGACUUUCAUGAGCACUGUCGAGGGAUGAAGUUUGAGAACGUCCAGACGCUCACUGAUGCCAUCUCUGACAUCAUUACAGAUAUGCGAUGGGGCUGGGUGGACCAAGCUGGAGUCAUCUGUACACAAGAGGGCAUUUUCCGUGUUAACUGCAUGGACUGUCUAGACAGGACUAACGUAGUUCAAGCGGCCAUUGCACGUGUGGUCAUGGAAAAGCAGUUGAAGAAACUGGGGGUGAUGCCCCCAGAACAGCCGCUGCCCCACAAAUGUUACAGGAUCUACCAGGUGAUGUGGGCCAACAAUGGAGACAUCAUCAGCCGUCAGUAUGCUGGCACAGCUGCUUUAAAGGGUGAUUUUACACGCACAGGAGAAAGGAAACUGGCCGGAGUGAUGAAAGACGGCGUGAACUCAGCCAAUCGAUACUAUUUAAACCGAUUCCGUGAUGCAUACAGACAGGCUGUCAUUGACCUCAUGAUGGGACUCCCUGUUACUGAGGACCUGUAUUCUAUCUUCAGUAAAGAGAAGGAACAUGAAGAGAAAGAAAAAGAGAGCCAGAGAGGAGCACAGGAACAGGUCAGCCUCCUCCUCCAGACCUACAUGCAGCUUCUGCUGCCAGAUGAUGAAAAGUUCCAUGGAGGCUGGGCCCUCAUUGAUUGCGACCCCAGUCUUAUUGAUGCAACACACAAAGACGUGGACGUUUUAUUACUCCUGUCCAACUGUGCUUAUUAUGUUGCUUACUAUGAUGAGGAGGCAGAUAAAGUUAACCAAUACCAGCGUCUUGGUUUAGAAGGCUUGGAAAAGAUUGAAAUAGGCCCAGAGCCCACUCUGUUUGGCAAACCCAAAUACUCCUGCAUGCGUCUGCAUUAUAAAAAUGGGGAGGUUAGUGGCUAUUUCCACACCCUGAGGGCAGUCACACGGAACCCAGAAGAUGAUGGAAAAGACACCUUGCAAUGCAUAGCAGAGAUGCUUCGCAUAACUAAGCAAGCGAUGGGACUUGACGUGCAAGUGAUAGAGAAGAAAUUGGAAAGGAAACACAGCAAACCUCAUGAAGACAUUAUGGGUAUACAGGGAAAAGCCAGUGAGCCAGUACUUGGCUCAGGCUUAGCUCAGGGCAAAAGUUUUUUCUUGAACAAAUUCUCAUCCUUAAACCAGAAAGUAAAACAGACAAAAACUAAUGUAAACAUUGGAAACUUUAAGCCACUUGGUAGACUUGAGAUGAAGGUGAACUUUCUAAAGCCCAACAUGAAGGUAAACCUUUGGAAAUCAGACAGCAGUUUGGAGACAUCUGAUGGAAAUCCAGGCCCUGGCGCAAUGAAGGACCUUUGUAAGGAGCGUUCAGAUCUAGAGAUCUCUGAUGACUCUGAUUCUUAUCACUCUGAUGAGCAGCCAUGCUCAGGUUCCAUGGAGAACGUUGACUAUGUGCUCCCCAGUUGUGGGAUUGUAGCAUCUGCACCUCGGCUUGCUAGCCGGUCCCAGUCUAUUGGAAGUGUUGAACUUGCUGUUCCCUCUAUUAUUCGUGUCACCAGUUGUGAGAACACAGUCGGGGACAGCUUAUCAGUUGAACCAAACUCUCAGUCCCCUGACGCAGCCUCAGAAGCAGAGGAGGCCAUCUUAAUUGACUUUGGGACACCAAUUGAUGCUUACUGUCACCAGUUUGUUCACGAUGCCCAGACCAAACCAGUAGAGGUUUUUGAAGAACGCCCGGUGCUGCCAACAAACCCACAAGCACCAGAGGGUCUCAAAGCUCCUCCAGGUUCAGUCUCAAAGCCAGAUACCUCAGACUCCCAGCAGCAGCAACUCCCUCGUCCAUCUCAGCUCGAUGUGGAGCCUUCAGUCUCAGGAGGAAAACUCCUCACAGUCCAGCCUCCAGGUUCUGCCGCAUCAUGUAGCUCCCAAAAGAGCAUUGGCUCCAUCUUGGAAGGGAGUCUAGGACCUUCUCCAGCAGACAGUAAUGGGAGUCGUGUGGUGUCCCCCUUUGCUAAGAUUAAGAGCUCUGUGGUGCAGGUGGCAAGCAUGACCCAGGCCGGACUCACUCAAGGUAUCAACUUUGCUGUGGCAAAAGUUCAGAAAAGUCCAGAGCCUGAAGCCGUCAAUGAAACGCAGCAGAAUGAAUUGCGAGCUAUGUUUACACAGUGCCAGACUAGGAUCAUUCAGAUAUAAUAUGCUUGUUUGGCCUCAUACUGAUGCAUUUUUAGUGUAGAAUGUGACUUCUAGCACAGUAGCAGUAGCAUACGUUUGCACAAAAAAAGUGUACAGUCAAUUACUCCAUAUUUCUGCUCCAGUUACUGUAACUGAUGUUUACAGCCAGUGUUGUGUAGUAUGUAUAUAGUACACCUAAGAUGAACCUGACUGUGCUCUUAUUUCGAGUGAAAUCCCUAACAUUCAUACAUUACUGGUUUUGCAUGUUGAGAAAACUUGAUUGGAGCAAGCAAGUUUUUUCGCUGUGCAGUACUGUUCUUUGCAUCUGUUGAGUGUUGUAGCUAUAGCCGAAGUGUGUAAUAAAAAAAAAAAAAAAAAAAAAGAAAUCCCCCAAAAAACAAGUCAGGCUCUAAUAUCUGUUGGAUAGGCAGCUCAGUAUUAGAUGUUAGAAAAAUAGGAAAGCAAACAAAGCUCCAUGUAGUUAAAGAAAUACUUGUGGUGUUACAUCAAUAGAAAUGUAGGACCAGAAAUCUACAUUAUUCGCAUAUGGUUCACAGUCUUCACAAGUAGAGCCGUUCACUGAAUAUAUUUAGAAAAAAACAUAUAUUUAGAUAAAACUGAUUGACUGUGCUGAUAUAGAAGUUUCAACUUUAGAUGGUUAUUUGCGGCACUUUGAAGUCCUUACUAACAUUUCUCUCUCUCUCUCUCUUUUAAUUAGUGCUUGAAUUUAAAAGGGUUUGUGUAAAGGUACAAUAAGUAGAAGAUACAUAAAAACUUGAAUAUUAUUAUUAUUAUUAUUAUUGGCAGUAAAUAUCAGGUGGAACAUUAGAUAAACGUGCAGACUCAGAUGGACCACCUCCUUUCUCUUCUUGCUUGGGAUUUUAUUGUAUAUUGUGCUAAAUACAUGUAAUGAUGUUUUUAUUCCUUGUGCUGCUAAAAAAACAACAUCCUACAACUUGGUAACAAGACUAAUAAGCGAAAUACUUAUUGUACCUUUAAUAUUGUGGGGAAAUUAAUUAAUAUUAUUUUCUAGAUUAUGCAAGUGACCUGCUUAGCUUGUCCCCUUAGAAAUGGCAUAGGUUAAUGAAUAAGUGGUCUGUGUCUUAAAUUAUACUUGUAAAAUGUUUCAUUCUUUCAGAAGGGUUUAUUUGCAAAGCGAACCUGCAUCAAGUAUUUGCUUGACAAAUAUAUUUUGAUAUUCAAAAUAAGUAUACAUAAAUAUUAACUUCAUAGUUGUCUGUGUGUAAACAUAAAUAAGUAAUAAUUUUAUGUAUAUAUGAUUACAUACAAUACCUUAACUGCUUUAUGCUAUUAUUUGAUGCAGGUCAGAUGUAAAGGACCCAGGCCAAACAUAAAAACACUGUAACACUGUAAAAUGCUUUUUGCACUCAUCUAUUUAUUUCCAGAGUCUUAUCAUAUUAUUCGGUGCAGGUAUUUUUCAACAAAUAUAACUUUAUAUUAAAUGUAAUUUCUUUUUCAUUUUUUUAUUCAGGUUCUUUUGCUGCAUCUUGACUGUAAUAAUUUUUGGUUUUGCCCAUUUAUAUAUUCAUGCUCAGGCUUGAGGUAUGACCAUUAGCAUGCCUUAAUUGAAUUUAACGCAGGCGAUCAGACCCAUGUGAGGGGAUUCCUUAAAUCUUCCCACAUUUAUCAGAACCAAGAAAUACACAUUGUGUUUAUAAUAAGAUGCAUCAAAUUUUAUGAGUUUUAAGUUUAGUUACAUGAAAUGAAAUUUCUUAUACUUACUAAUAUACAACGAUCAACCAUAACUUUAAAACCAUCAACAUUAAAACUAACUACGUUUUGGGUUCCCUUUCUGCCACCUGGGUGGCUCUGGGCUCUUAAGGUAGGGCUCCAAAAGACCUCUGGGGGUGUGUGGUGGUGUCUUUCCCCAGGACGUUAGUGGCGGAUCCUUUUGGUGCUCUGGGAUUAGUGGGGCCUCCAUAGAUACAACUUGUUAUUCGGCGUAUCACAUGAAUGCUGGAUUGGAUUGAGAUCUGGUGAAUUAAAAGAAAAAAAGAGUCUCUUUGCCUGCUAAGCCUUGUGUGUGGCAGGCUGUGAUGUGCUGGGUGUUCUGAUAACUUUCUGUUAUGGUGAGCAUUUACUUUUCCAUCAGUUUAUGGUUCACUGGCUUUCCUUUGCUCCAUGUCGGCAUGGAUGUCUGCCCAUGAACCUGUUGCCAGUUUUGUACAAAAUAGAUAAUCAAUGUUGCUCAUUUCAACUGGCGGUGGUGUUAUUGUUAUGGCUUACUGGUGUAUUUUACAACUGACUUGAAUUGUAUGAGUUUAAACUCAUUAUAAUGACAAGAUAUUCUUGUACACGUAAAUAAUGAACAUAUGACUUGAAUAGUUGGAUUACAUGCAUAAAAUGAAUCUGACCUAAAGGGGUUUAUAGAUUAAUUUUUUUCUUUUUAAUUUUUUAUAUUUUUAGGACCAAAUAUAUCACUAGCAUUGUGCUAGGUAAAAGGGUAACUAUGACUCUAGCUUCAUUUUUUCUUUUCCAUUCCUUUGUGGUGGAUAUUGCAGUAGUUUCAGAUGUAAUCUCUCUCAUUUGGACUGAGACACUUUGAACUCGAUGGAAUUUUUUUAACUAGUAAUAUUAAGCUGCACUGGUACUCAAAAUAUCUUUAUGCUGGAUACUUUUUGGUAAUAAUCCCUCAUGUUUGUUUACUAUUUGUACAAACCAUUACAUGAAUACAGAAUAACAUGCAUUAUAUGCCAGAAUGCUUCUUUAAGCAGUAUGCAUAAUGGAAGAUUAGGUCUUACGCAGUCAAAGGCUCACUUUGACUUCUUUGGGAUUUAUAAUAAGAGCUGCUAAUUAUAGCAUGCUCGAUGUGUGGUUCACUAAAGUAAAUGGUUUAUAAGUGUUUUUUUUAUAAACCACUAUCUUGAGGAUCAGACAGUAUAACAAGUUAGAUGGUCGAGUUGCUGUUAAAACUCAAACGCAGACAAAAAUAUGAGCAG